UUCCCCUUUUCUUUCAAAGUUUCUAUUUCGUUUCAGACCAUCCUGUUCGUGCCAUCUCCCUCUCUCUCUUUUCUCCCGUGACAAGGGCAUCCGAGGGAUUUUGUCCCGAUGCGCUCCGGACGUAUCGGGUAAUUACCAAGGAAAUACCUAAAGCACUGGCCUACUUGCCUAAUAUUCGCCUUUUUCUCCCUUAUACAUCUUCCUUUAUUCCCACUUCCGUACUAUACCGUCCUCGAUGGCGACUAAGCUUGAGACAUGGCUUAUCCUGCUUCUGAUGCCUUCAUUCUUGAGUUUGCAGUAUUUUGUUGUUGCCAAACCACAAGUGCCUUGUUACUUUAUAUUUGGAGAUUCAGCGGUUGACAAUGGCAACAACUUAGCCCUCCAUUCUUUGGCUAAAGCCAAUUUCAAACCCUACGGGAUUGACCUUCCCGCAGGUGUACCGACCGGAAGGUUCACCAACGGUCGCACUUCCACUGAUCUCCUCGCUGAGCUUCUAGGUUUCACCACUUAUCCUCCUCCCUAUGUAACUGCAAGUGGUAAGGAGAUCCUGACCGGCGUGAACUACGGAUCUUCGGGAGCUGGAAUUCGCAAAGAAUCUGGAAGGCACCUGGGCGGUCGGAUCACUAUGGAUAAACAACUAAAACAACAUCUUCUCAUAGUCUCGAGAAUUGCUGAUAUACUGGGGAGCAGGGAGUUAGCCGGAAAGUACGUAAACAAAUGCAUCUAUUCGGUAACGCUGGGGAGCAACGACUACGUCAACAACUACUACAUACCGGUCACUUAUCCGAAUGGAGCACUGUACACCCAAGAUCGAUGGGCUGCUAUCCUUAUUCAACGCUAUGGCCAACAAUUAAGAACACUCUACAACUUUGGAGCAAAGAAGAUAGUUAUUUUCAGCCUGGAAAGGCUCGGUUGCGCUCCCGUCGUGGUUGCUGAAUUUGGUGGCCACCGUAAUCCUGACGAUGUUUCAUGCGUUGAGCACGUCAAUAGGGCGGCGGAACUCUUCAAUGGUAGACUUAUGACACUGGUUGAUGAACUCAACACCGAGCUGCCUGAUGCCAAGUUCGUCUAUGUCGAUGUCUUCACUUUAAGUCCAGCCGAUCUGCUACCCCAUGGUUUUAAGGUGCUAAAUCAUCCAUGUUGCAAGCUGCUGACGGGCAUCGUUGGUGUGUGUCUUCCCGGAAAAGUGCCGUGCGAGGACAGAGAUGACUACGUCUUCUGGGACGGGUACCACACCACUGAGGCAGUCAACAAGAUCAUCGCCAAUAAUUCCUACAAUUCGAUGUCGCCCAAUGGCGUUUAUCCCAUUAACAUCGCCCAAUUAGCCCAGCUCCAAAUUUAAUUGACUACUUGUGCGCGCUUUCUUAUUAAUAAUCGUUGCUAGCUAGAGUUAAUUUCUACACUUGAAGUUUACGAAGGUAAG
This is a messenger RNA of Rhododendron vialii, 1423 nucleotides long. Its product is annotated as GDSL esterase/lipase At1g29670-like. The transcript is spliced from 5 exons. Gene Ontology annotation, molecular function: hydrolase activity, acting on ester bonds. The record is from RefSeq and is a predicted model, not a curated record. The coding region runs from base 236 to 1342 and encodes 368 amino acids. NCBI's taxonomy places the organism in Eukaryota, Viridiplantae, Streptophyta, Magnoliopsida, Ericales, Ericaceae.